This is a messenger RNA of Fusarium graminearum PH-1, 381 nucleotides long. RefSeq lists its product as uncharacterized. Lineage: Eukaryota; Fungi; Ascomycota; Sordariomycetes; Hypocreales; Nectriaceae. The record is from RefSeq and is a predicted model, not a curated record. The transcript has 4 exons. The coding region runs from base 1 to 381 and encodes 126 amino acids.
AUGAUUUUGGACCGCAUGCGCUUUUCUAUUGAACCAGAACGUCGUGCUUGGGUCCGAGAAGAUUUAUUGCUGCAAGGGACUUGGUGGGUGUUCACGAUGAUCUGCAUCGCAUCUAUGGACAACUGUUGCAGUCCACUGCAUAUGGACAUUGGUCCACAAUCUAAACCACACAAGAGCGCGUCGCAAUUCAAAUUCCUUGUAUCCGUAUCCAGUUUGCACUUAAACCGGGCUUUCUUUUUCAAUCCCGACCCGAAUGAUGAUGAGGUUUUCGGAACCCAACCCCAUGACAAACCUACAGAUCAAAUGUACAAGAUAAAUACGAUUCUACUCGGUAAUAAUAUCCAGAAUCACAGCAUACUGCUUGCAGAAAGAUUUUACUGA